Molecule: messenger RNA, 1543 nt
Organism: Juglans regia (Persian walnut)
Lineage: Eukaryota; Viridiplantae; Streptophyta; Magnoliopsida; Fagales; Juglandaceae
Product: KH domain-containing protein At1g09660/At1g09670-like
Exons: 8
Coding region: 209-1087 (292 amino acids)
Biological process (GO): regulation of mRNA splicing, via spliceosome
Cellular component (GO): nucleus
Molecular function (GO): mRNA binding
Source: RefSeq, a predicted model, not a curated record
CUCCUCCUAUUUGGAGUAGGGCUUUUGUCUCUCUCUCCAUUCCCUGCCCCAUUCAUUCACUCCACCCAAUAAGGGACAGAUUCGACAGAAUAGACUUGAAUCUCUCUGCCUCUUCAGUCUUCACCCUACACCUUCCACCCUCUCCUCUCUCUCUCUCUCUCUCUCUCUCUCUCUCUGUCUCUCCGCUUCCAUCAAUACAUCUCGUGUGAUGGGAGAUAGAAUUCCACCUGGUAGUUACUUCCAGUAUCCUCCUGGACUCCCUGCUUCUCCUAUCAGGUCUUCUACCCUUCCUUCAGAUCGAGAAAGAUACUUGGCUGAAUUACUGGCAGAGAAGCAAAAGUUGGGACCAUUUUUGCAAGUUCUUCCCUUGUGUAGCAGACUUCUAAAUCAAGAAAUCAGACGGAUUUCCAGCUUCAAUCAAAGUUUUGUAGGUCAUGAAAGACUUGAGCAUGAGAACCCACUUAGGUCAAUAGGUCAACCCCUUAAUGGUAGAGCAAUGGAUUUAGAAGGAUGGCCCACAAUGCACGUGGAGGAAAAUGGACAAGUUCAAAGAAUGGCCCCAGUUCAAAAUUCUCCAAUCAGUUGGCCUGGGUUGCAAGGAGUUCCAACCACUCCUAUUGUGAAGAGAGUUAUUAGACUUGAUGUUCCUGUGGAGAAAUAUCCAAACUAUAAUUUUGUUGGUCGAAUUCUGGGACCACGUGGGAACUCACUGAAAAGAGUUGAAGCCAUGACAGAAUGUAGGGUGUACAUAAGAGGAAGGGGCUCUGUUAAGGAUUCUUUAAAGGAAGAGAAACUGAAGGACAAACCGGGGUACGAGCACCUUAAUGAGCCACUGCAUGUGUUGGUGGAGGCUGAGUUUCCAGAGGAUAGUAUAAAUGCCCGCUUGGAUUAUGCAGUGACAAUAUUAGAGAAACUUUUGAAGCCUGUGGAUGAGUCCUUGGAUCAUUACAAGAAGCAACAAUUAAGGGAGCUGGCUAUGUUGAAUGGCACUCUAAGAGAAGAAAGCCCUAGCAUGAGCCCUAGCAUGAGCCCAAGCAUGUCACCUUUUAACAGUACUGGAAUGAAAAGAGCAAAGACAGGAAGAUAACCAUAAAAUAUAUUGAUGAUGUGACCUUGUUUAGUUAGUUUGGUGAAUGCAUGCGAUUGGUAUUGGCCUGAUGGCAGAACCUUGGGAUGGGAAGCUGACCGGCUACUUGAACUCCUGAGGUAAUUUUUGGGGUCGGUGAUUGUUCGGCAUCACAAAUGGAUGACUGCUUCAAUGAUUUCUCAAAUUUUGCUUCAUGUCUGCCAUGAUUUAUAUUCUUUCAUGUAUCACUAAUUUUGAACACCGGGGACAAUAUUUUUAUUAUUUAACUUGUAGUCGCCCCCCCUCCCCCCCCAAAAAAAAAAAACAGUUUACCUGUAUCCUGCUUGUUUCUGAGUCCUAUAUCUCCUCAAGUGUACUUGCAGAUGAUUCUUUUACAUCUACAUUUAUCUUUACAUUACAUGCGCAUUCUGAUGUAUGCAAGCUCAAUAUGAAUUCCGAAAGUGUUCAUUAACCUGC